Messenger RNA from Jaculus jaculus (lesser Egyptian jerboa), 3222 nucleotides. RefSeq names its product guanylate cyclase 2C (gene Gucy2c). The transcript is spliced from 27 exons. Gene Ontology annotation, molecular function: guanylate cyclase activity; ATP binding; peptide receptor activity. The record is from RefSeq and is a predicted model, not a curated record. Gene Ontology annotation, biological process: intracellular signal transduction; cGMP biosynthetic process; receptor guanylyl cyclase signaling pathway. The coding region runs from base 1 to 3222 and encodes 1073 amino acids. Lineage: Eukaryota; Metazoa; Chordata; Mammalia; Rodentia; Dipodidae.
AUGAAGACGCUACUUCUGGGCUUGGCUUUGUGGUCACUGCUCUCCCAGCCUGGGCUGACCUUCUGGGCCUCCCAGGUCAGGCAGAAUUGCCUCAAUGGCAGCUACGAGAUCAGCGUCCUGAUGAUGAACAAUUCAGCCUUCCCAGAACCUCUGGAUAACUUGAAAGAAGCAGUGAAUGAAGGACUGGAUAUAGUAAGAGCACGUCUGCAAGAAGCUGGCAUAAAUGUGACUGUGAAUGCAACUUUCAUCUACUCAGAUGGCUUGAUUCAUAACUCAGGUGACUGCCGAAGCAGCACCUGCGAAGGCCUCGACCUGCUCAGGGAAAUUGCAAGGAAGCGCAGUAUGGGAUGCGUCCUCCUGGGGCCCUCAUGCACGUACUCGACCUUCCAGAUGUACCUCGACACAGAACUGAACUACCCCAUGAUUUCAGCUGGAAGUUUUGGACUGUCCUGUGACUAUAAGGAAACCUUAACCAGGCUGAUGUCCCCAGCCAGGAAGCUGAUGUACUUCCUGGUUAACUUCUGGAAAGUCAAUGACGCGCCAUUCAAAACUUUCUCCUGGAAUUCUUCCUAUGUCUACAAGGAUGGCUCAGAGCUGGAGGACUGCUUCUGGUACCUCAAUGCUCUAGAAGCUGGAGUUUCUUAUUUUUCUGAGGAACUCAACUUCAAGGAGGUCCUGAGACGCAGUGACCUAUUCCAAGAUUUCUUAACAAACCCUCACAGGAAAAGCAAUGUGAUUGUUAUGUGUGGCACACCAGAAACCUUUAGGGCACUAAAAGAUGGCCGGGCAGUGGCUGAAGACACUGUGAUCAUCCUGGUGGAUCUGUUCAACAAAUAUUACUUUGAGGAUAAUGUCACAGCCCCCGAUUACAUGAACAAUGUCCUCAUUCUAACACUGCCUCCUGAAAAUCCCAUCACAAACAUCUCCUUCUCUAAGAAGGUUUCAUUGAGAAGAAAUGACUUUGCUCAUGCUUACUUGGAGGGAACCUUGCUGUUUGGCCACAUGCUGAAGAUAUUUCUUGAAAAUGGAGAAAAAAUCACCACUUCCAAGUUUGCUCAUGCCUUCAGGAACCUCACUUUUCCAGGCUACUCUGGACCUGUGACGUUGGAUGACUCUGGGGACAUUGACAAUAUAAUGGUUCUUCUGUACGCCUCGGUGGAUACCAGGAAAUACAAGGUGCUUCUGGCUUACGACACCCACACAAACAGAACCAUUCCAGUGGAUAUGAGCCCCACAUUCAUCUGGAAGAACCACAGACUUCCUAAUGACAUUCCAGGCCUGGGCCCUCAGGUCCUGAUGAUCGCCGUCUUCACGCUCACGGGCACGGUGGUCCUGCUGCUGCUGAUCGCUCUCCUGGUGCUGAGAAAAUACAAAAGAGAUAACGAGCUUCGUCAGAAGAAAUGGUCCCACAUUCCUCCUGAAAAGAUCUUUCCUCUGGAGACCAGUGAGACCAACCACAUCAGCCUGAAGAUCGAUGAGGACAGGAGACGAGACACAGUCCAGAGACUGCGACAGUGCAAGUACGACAAAAAGAAAGUGAUUCUCAAAGAUCUCAAGCACAGUGAUGGCAACUUCUCUGAGAAACAGAAGAUAGAGCUGAACAAGCUGCUUCAGUCUGACUACUACAACCUGACCAAGUUCUACGGCACCGUGAAGCUGGACACCAGGAUCUUCGGAGUGAUCGAAUACUGUGAGAGAGGAUCUCUCCGGGAAGUUUUAAAUGACACCAUUUCCUACCCUGAUGGGACAUUCAUGGAUUGGGAGUUUAAGAUCUCUGUCUUGUACGAUAUUGCUAAGGGGAUGUCGUACCUGCACUCCAGUAAGAUCGAAGUCCAUGGGCGUCUGAAGUCCACCAACUGCGUGGUGGACAGCAGAAUGGUAGUGAAGAUAACUGAUUUUGGCUGCAAUUCCAUCUUACCUCCCAAAAAAGACCUGUGGACCGCGCCAGAGCACCUCCGCCGAGCCAGCGUCUCUCAGAAGGGAGACGUGUACAGCUUCGCAAUCAUCGCCCAGGAGAUCAUCCUGCGGAAAGAAACCUUCUACACGCUGAGCUGCAGGGACCAGACAGAGAAGAUUUACAGAGUGGAAAAUUCCGAUGGAAUAAAACCCUUCCGCCCAGAUCUAUUUCUGGAAACUGCAGAGGAGAAAGAGCUGGAGGUGUAUCUACUCGUAAAAAGCUGCUGGGAGGAAGACCCAGAAAAACGACCAGAUUUCAAAAAAAUUGAGAACACGCUGGCCAAGAUAUUUGGCCUUUUCCAUGACCAAAAAAAUGAAUCGUACAUGGACACCUUGAUCCGGCGUCUCCAGCUGUAUUCGCGAAACCUGGAGCAUCUGGUGGAGGAAAGGACACAGCUGUACAAGGCGGAGAGGGACAGGGCAGACAGGCUCAACUUCAUGCUGCUCCCCCGGCUAGUGGUAAAGUCUCUGAAGGAGAAAGGAAUCGUGGAGCCAGAACUUUAUGAGGAAGUCACCAUCUACUUCAGUGACAUUGUAGGAUUCACAACCAUCUGCAAGUACAGCACACCCAUGGAGGUGGUGGACAUGCUGAACGACAUCUACAAGAGCUUUGAUCACAUUGUGGAUCACCACGAUGUCUACAAGGUGGAAACCAUUGGUGAUGCCUACGUGGUGGCCAGUGGUUUGCCUAAGAGAAAUGGCAAUCGGCAUGCAGUGGACAUUUCCAAGAUGGCCCUGGACAUCCUCAGCUUCAUCGGCACGUUUGAGCUGGAACAUCUUCCUGGGCUCCCAGUGUGGAUUCGCAUUGGCGUUCACUCUGGUCCCUGUGCUGCUGGAGUGGUAGGGAUCAAGAUGCCUCGCUACUGCCUGUUUGGGGACACUGUCAACACAGCCUCUCGGAUGGAAUCCACUGGCCUUCCCUUGCGGAUUCACAUGAGCAGCUCCACCAUAGCCACCCUGAAGAGAACUGAGUGCAAGUUCCUGUACGAAGUAAGAGGAGAAACAUACUUAAAGGGAAGGGGCACGGAGACCACGUACUGGCUGACGGGGAUGAAGGACCAGGAGUACCACCUGCCCACGCCGCCCUCCGUGGAGAACCAACAGCGCUUGCAAGCUGAAUUUUCUGACAUGAUUGUCAGCUCUUUGCAGAAAAGACAGGCCUCGGGCAUCAAAAGCCGAAGGCCCGCUCGGGUAGCCAGCUACAAGAGGGGCACUCUGGAAUACUUGCAGCUCAACACCACAGAACAGGAAAGCACCUACUUUUAG